AUGCACAGCGUGCAAGUUUGAGAAAGAGGGGACUUGUUGAGGAAAUAACACCACGCGCACUCGCCAAUUCGCGCCGCAGCGGACGUCACGGUUGCCGCUCGGCGAUCGGGCGCCCAUGCUGACUCGAUCGGUUUCCGAAGAAAAGGUGUAAGGUGUGUGUGUGUGCGCGCGCGCGUGUUAAUGCGAGCGUGACUUCACGUCGACGUCGCGCCCGAAGUUUUUUUAUUUAUAGCCGCUUUCAUUGAGCAAGACGCGAGCCGUACGCGAAACCUCGAGGAGACCCGUUGCCUCCGGCUGAUGACCCCGUCACUGUUCGAGGUCUGGCUGUGAAUCAUGUCGCGCCGCAAGCAGAAACGACCGCAGCAGCUCGUUAACGCGGAUCCGGGGGGCACGCGCCUGGCAUCGCAAGAUAAUCAGUUGGCGGUGAAGUCACCAUCAGACUCUCUUGCUUCAGAACCUACCUCAUCUUCUUCUUCAUCUCCAUCCCCCUCUUGCCUCCAAGAUUGUCAACCUCCCCUUGCCCCAAGGCCAUCACCUGGUGGGCUGCAUGCCCCUUCUCUUCCAAAUGAAAGUUCAUCCCCUCCACACUGGCCCAGCCAUAUUGCCCCCUAUACCACAUCUCUUCCAAAUACACAUUCUUCUCUCUCUCCAGAUUUUCCACACCCUUCCCUGUCUUCCCAGACUCAAUCCCCUCCUCCUGUCCAGCAAAAGGUUUCCCACAUUCCUGUACAUCAGUCUCAUUCCACCAUAUCCUCUCCUCAGAUGGGUAUCUCAGCCACAGCCAUUGGUUUAUCCUCCACAUCCACGUCUUCUCUUAAUGCUGGUCCACAUCCAAGGAGCCCUAAUACAACACAGCAAACUUCUUCCAAUCUCCAAGAAGAUGUUUAUGUGCCACCAACCCUAGCUGUGCUUUUAGAAGAACUUAGGGUAUUGCAACAGAGGCAGAUACACCAAAUGCAGAUGACUGAAGAAAUCUGCAGGCAAGUGCUACGUUUAGGUGGAGUAAUCACAAGCCAGGAUACAGCAUCUCUGGAAACCCCCCAAAGAACCUCAGAAUCUCUGUCACCUUCUAUAUCCAAUUCAGGUCCUUCUCAAGCUACAGCCUCUUCCAUAACAUCCUCUCUUCCAACACUAAUCCAAGAAUCUGUUACAAACCUCAACAUAUGUAAUGCAAAUGGGCACAAAGAUUCAUAUUCCUCUUCAUCAUCCACACCAUCUUCUUCUGCCUCAUCUCUAGUGUCCUCAGGAGCAUCUGUGCUACCUCUUUCUUUGUCAUUGGGUAUUCCCCGUUAUCUUCAUGAAAAGUCCCCUAACACAUCACUUAGUCAGACCGGUGCUGUUAGUUAUCAAACUCCUCUGCUAACCUCUACCACCCAGGAGCAGCUGUCACUCAGCUCUGCUGUGGGAUCCUCAGCUGGAUCAUUGACCACCUCAACAGGGCGCCAGCAACAUGUCUGUCGGUUUUGUGGUAAAGUUCUGAGCAGUGACUCCUCCUUGCAGAUUCAUUUGAGAUCCCAUACUGGUGAAAGGCCAUACCAGUGCCCUGUCUGUCUCAGUCGCUUUACUACCCGUGGGAAUCUAAAGGCCCACUUUCUCCGCCACCGUGAGCAGAAUCCAGAGCUGUCACUUUCUCUACUUCCACCUGCUCUGUCAGAGCAGAACCAGUCAGGAUCUGGACUUAUGGCAGUACAAAGACGCAGAAAGCGCCGUGCAGAAGAUGAAGAGUCUUUCGCAGUUAAAGGUGGUGUAAGUGUACCAGAUGGCUUAGCUCUUGGGUUUUUAUCUGGUUCAUCUUCUCGCCUUUCUUCAUCAUCUCUCCCACUUCCUCCCAGUGUAGAUUUAGCUCUCUUGUCCACUGCCCAUUCCCUGCUACAGCUCAAUCGCGCAUCUGCAUCAACAGUGGCAUCUGCUUCAGCUAGCAUACAGUCUUCCUCUUCAUCUACUACCCCCUCUUUAUCUUCCUCUGUAAUGACAAACCAAUUUAAAGGUGUUAAGCAACAGAGAUUUGAUGAAAAUACUCCUCCACACUCCACCAUACAUCCCACUUCUCCAUACUCUCAGCUGGCCCACCUCCCCAAGAUCCUGUUUCCCUCAGGUCCCUCACCUCAUCACCCUGGCCUGGCCCUCUUGAGGCCUCCUCACCUUACUUCCCCUCACCCCCAGCUCACUUUUCCCUUUUCCCCAUAUCCCAAACCCCAAUCCUCCUCCUCUUCUCCAUCUUCUUCAACUGCUACUUCUGACACCUGCAAGCUCCAGAGACUUGCACAGAAGCUGGAAAAGCAGCCUCCAUCAAAACCUUUCGGUGAAGAUCAGGCUAAUGGAAAUGCUCAAGCUAAUGAUGUUUCCACCACUACGUCCACUAGUACUAUCUCAGAGUACAGAAGGGAGAUGAUGACAGCCUUGGGCCUAAAUCCUAAUCCCAGCAGUGAUCUCAGCUCCCACAGCAUCUCAGGAUCAAUUUCCUCCCUACCAUCUCUGGUGCCUAACCAAUGUGGAGUUUGUCUGCGUGUACUUAGUUGCCCCAGGGCACUUCGUCUUCAUCAGGCCACUCAUCUUGGUGAGCGUCCUUUUCCCUGCAAGCUUUGUGGUCGCUCCUUUUCUACUAAAGGAAGUCUAAGGGCUCAUCUGGCUACCCACAGGGCACGUCCACCAAAUACACGCACACAGAACUCCUGCCCUCUCUGUCAGCGUAAAUUCACCAAUGCUGUGGUGCUACAGCAUCAUAUUCGGAUGCAUCUAGGAGGGCAGUUGCCACCAGAGGGCAAUGGAGAUCUGGGAACAGAGGAACAAGCUAAUCAAAUGGGCAGUGUCAUUCUGCCAAAGACCAUCCAAUCUCUUCCAAUUAAUAUGAGCAUGAGUGUGUCUUCCUCUGUUACUGUUUCAAGAACUAGGACAUCACCUGAAGCAAAACAAACAGAAGAUGCUCAAAAAGAUAUGCGUGACACACCUGUUAGUCAAGUAAAUCCAAUUACUGAUCAUGUCUUAGAAAAACAAGACCCCACUAGCCCAUAUACCAGUGACAGCACAUCUGCUAACUCCUCUCCUUUAGAAGAUACUGGCACUGAUGCUAACCCAAGCAGCGUUAGUGAUUUUAGUCUCAGUGCUCUUCAAGCUCUUCAUAAUAAGUCUCAAAUUUGUGCUGGAGUAAGUAAGGCUAAGGAGGAUGAUGAGAACAUUCCUCUGUCCCUCUGUACCAGAACCAGUUCCCAGGAUUCUUUGCCCAACAGCAGAGAUUACACAGGACCUUCUCAUCUGGUGGUCAAUGAACCAAAAUCCAACUCUCAGUCUGCAGCUCUCGAUCUUUCUCCAGCACUCACACCACCCUCCAGCCCAUCCCAUCAGCCCAAGACUGAACUCAGAGACACACAGAAAGUUGUGCCAGUUAAUGAAAAGGACAUGGAUCCUGAGCUCAGUGAAGGAGGUGUAUCGUUGUCCUCAAUAAUUACUAAUAGAGCACAAGGGGAGGAGAGUGAGAACACGAUGCCUAGCGAUGCUCAAGAUUUAAAGAGGAAGGAAGGGGUUAUCAAACCCACAGAAAUAAGUCAUGGAAACUGGAUUAAAGAUGAAGCUGAAAAUGCAAUGACCAAGUCAGAUACUCAAGCGAUUCCAACACAGCCUGCUCGUACUGAAAAGCCCUACAGCUGUAUGCACUGUGGCAAAGAGUAUGCCAGCCGUAGUGGACUAAAGGGACACAUGAAAACCCAUAGUGGAAUAAUGACCAAUGAGCUGAAUGCAUCAGUUGUGCCACAGUCUUUGGAGGGAAAUCAUAAAGACACUACAGAGGCUAGUCCCCAUGCUUCCACUGAAAACCUGCAAGAAAGAAAAGAAAAUGGAAUAGAAACGACUUCUGAAGCAUUGUCCUUAACAGAGGAUUCUCUGCCUAUUGCUGGUUCAGCCGAUGGAGGGCAGAAGUCUGGAGACAGGGUCUAAAAGGAUGUAAAAGAAUGCAGAGACAUAAUGUGUCAGUUAUUAAUCAAUCAUUUUUACUUUUCUUGUGUUAGAUGUAGCUCUUGUGUUAUUGUAGAAUAAUAGUGAGUGUUAACAUGGUAAUAUUAGUGCCUUUUUCUGAAAACAAGGAAAUGUUGAUGUACACAAAGUCCUUGUUAUCAGAUAUCAUCGUACUUCGAAUCAGGUGUAAUGGUUGAAAAAAAUGGUGGUAUUUGUAUAUUACAAAUCGUUCAAUGUUUUGAUUUCCAGCCAUUUACAAUAGAGAUAAUGCCAACAAAAGUAAGGUUAUUUGAAAACAAAAAGGAUUUGCAUACCAAAUCAUAUCAUCAGCAGUGGUCAGCUCGAUAGAAGUGGACGAAAAUUGAAAUUGAUCCUUUAUUUUCAUUUUUCGUUUCAUCAUCAUUGAUGGUUUUCUCUCCCUUCAUUAUAACCAUUAUGUUUCUGUAUGUACUGUAUGGUUUUCUAUGUUGUAGCAUCUCUGUCAACCUUUUAUUAAUGAGAUUUGAUUUUUUGGAGAAAAAUUUACUUUGGCAUGUCUCAAAAUGCAAUUAAUUUCACUGGAUUCAUCACUCUGACUGUGGUCAUGUAUUUGGAUGGAAAUUAGGACAAAUCUAUACACCCUAACGGCUGUAGAAUAAGCUUCUGUGAAAGCCACUUUAUUAUUGUUAAAAACAUUUAAAAUCUUUAGGCAGAGAGAUAAAAAGAUCGUUAUCUUUAAACCAAUCUUUAUUUCAUUAACAGGCAUAUAGUUUGCCAAAAUGACCAUUUAUUUGAUAUCUUCAGUCACUCAAGACAAAUGCUGCCCUUUGUCAGUGUAUUGUACAGAACUCUAUUUUGCCCAAUUUUUAUUUUGAUUUUUUUUUUUACUUUGUGUGUUCCCCAUCACUGUUGCCUUUAAAAAUGUGUACUUCAUUGUUUCGAGGUUUAGGAAUAAAAGCCGAAUGAAUGUCAUGUCAUUCAGAUAAAUAUUUGUGUAAUGUGCGAAUUACUAAACAUACAAGAGAAUCAUUGCCAUAA
Silurus meridionalis is the source of this 4965-nucleotide messenger RNA. Its product is annotated as sal-like protein 3. Gene Ontology annotation, molecular function: RNA polymerase II cis-regulatory region sequence-specific DNA binding; DNA-binding transcription factor activity, RNA polymerase II-specific. The transcript is spliced from 3 exons. Gene Ontology annotation, cellular component: nucleus. Gene Ontology annotation, biological process: regulation of transcription by RNA polymerase II. Lineage: Eukaryota; Metazoa; Chordata; Actinopteri; Siluriformes; Siluridae. The record is from RefSeq and is a predicted model, not a curated record. Bases 334 to 3930 code for a protein of 1198 amino acids.